This is a messenger RNA of Mangifera indica (mango), 2392 nucleotides long. Its product is annotated as polygalacturonase 1 beta-like protein 3. The transcript has 2 exons. The coding region runs from base 262 to 2148 and encodes 628 amino acids. The record is from RefSeq and is a predicted model, not a curated record. NCBI's taxonomy places the organism in Eukaryota, Viridiplantae, Streptophyta, Magnoliopsida, Sapindales, Anacardiaceae.
GCCUCAGCCUUCUCUUUUUCUUUAUUCACUUUGGUCCUUUGGCCUUCUCUUUUUCUUUAUUCACUUUGGUCCUUUAAUUAUUAUUUUUCAAUUUUCAGACUGCCUGCAAAGCUCAUAAAUCGCCUUGAAACUGAAAGCUCACCCACUCAGUCACUCACCCACCUUUAUAAAUAUACUCUGGCAUCGACAAUACAACACCAAGGAGCAAGCUUUGUUCUCUUUCUCUUUCUCUCUCUCUAUGUUUAUUUUUAAAAUAAUAAUAUGCUUGGACAGAUACAACUGCAAUUCUUUCUCCUUUUUCUCGUCUUCAAUGUCAAUUACUCGGCAUCUUCCCAGAUUUCCGACGGUAUUACUGUUAGAGAAAAUCCUUUCACACCAAAAGCCUACCUGCUUAGAUACUGGGACAAAGAGAUCCGCACCAAUUUACCCAAAUCUACCUUUCUUCUAUCUAAGGCUUCUCCAUUAAAUGCUGUUGACUCCACUACUUUUGCCAAACUCACCGCCCAGAACACUCUCUCUUCCGUCCUUCCAUCCUUUUGUUCCGCCGCUAAGUUGUUCUGUUUUCCCGAUUUGUCGCCGAGUCUCGAGAAGCACGACACUGACGUCAAGUUUGCUGUUUAUCUCGACAAGAACUUUACCAAUUACGGCACGCUUCGACCCGGUGGAAUUGACUCGUUUAAGAACUACUCCAACGGUGACAAUCUCCCAGUCGACUCCUUCCGUCGAUACAGCCGUGACUCUUCUGGGCACGAGGAUCGAUUUUCUACUUACGCCGAGGAAGCCAAUGUUGCUGACCAGAGCUUCAACACCUACGGCACUAGCGCAACCGGUAGCAGUAGUAAUUUCAAGAGCUACAACGAUGAAGUCAAUGUCCCUAAUCUCCGCUUCACCACUUACUCCGCCGAUGCGGUCGGCCGGACUAACGAAUUCACUACAUACACCGAAAAUACCAACGCAGGGAAUCAGGAGUUCGCAGCUUACGGAAAGAAGUCUAGCGGAUCCCCCAAUGUGUUUACCAGUUACGGAAAAGAAUCAAAUGUGAUUGGGUCGGGUUUUUCGGGUUACGGCGAGCGAGGUAAUGCCGCUAAUGACACUUUCACUUCUUAUGGCGAUGACGGAAAUGUUCCGACCAAUACAUUCAACAAUUACGGCGAUGGUGGCAAUGCGGCUGUUGAAAGUUUCUCCAGUUACAGAGACCAAUCCAAUGUCGGUGACGAUUCGUUUCAAUCUUACGCCAAGAAUUCAAAUUCUGCAGAAGUCAAGUUUUCAAAUUAUGGGAAUUCGUUCAAUGAAGGUACAGACGUGUUUAAAGGAUAUGGCGAGGGCGCUAGAGGCCACGCGGUUAGCUUCAAGACGUAUGGAGUCAACAAUACUUUCAAGAAUUACGCCAAGACUGGUGUUACUUUUGCCAAGUACAACAAUGUCAGCUCUUCAACUUCUCCUAAAAUGGCAACCACCAGUGGCAGUUUGGUAAAUAGAUGGGUGGAGCCUGGCAAAUUCUUCAGAGAGUCCAUGCUCAAGAAAGGGAAUGUGAUGGCAAUGCCGGACAUUAAAGAUAAAUUGCCCAAAAGGUCGUUUUUACCUCGCACUAUUGUCUCUAAGUUACCAUUUUCCAGUUCUAAAAUCUCUCAAUUGAAGCAAUUGUUCCACGCCGCUGAUAAUUCCACCAUGGAGACAAUAAUUAAGGAUACUUUAAGCGAAUGCGAGAGGGCGCCGAGCGCUGGCGAGAUCAAGCGAUGUGUGGGUUCGAUUGAGGACAUGAUUGAUUUCGCAACCUCUAUCUUAGGCCGCAACGUGGUGGUCCGCACGACGGAGAACGUGAAUGGGUCGAAGGAGAAGAUAAUGAUUGGAUCAAUCAAAGGAAUCAACGGUGGGAAAGUUACUAAAUCAGUGUCUUGUCACCAGAGUUUGUACCCUUAUUUGCUUUAUUACUGUCACUCUGUUCCUAAAGUUCGAGUGUAUGAAGCUGAUAUCCUGGAUCCCAACACCAAGGCAAAGAUCAACCAUGGCGUCGCCAUUUGUCAUUUGGAUACCUCGGCGUGGAGCCCUACUCAUGGAGCCUUCUUGGCUUUGGGUCCUGGUCCUGGGAGAAUUGAGGUUUGCCAUUGGAUUUUUGAGAACGAUAUGACUUGGACCACUGCCGAUUAAACUGGGUUAUAUUACAGUCAUCCGAGUCAUCUGGGUUCCGGCUAUUUGUUAAGAAAAAUUAGCCGAUGGCUCCUCCAACUCCAUUUGACUCUACUAUUUUAUACCCAAAAUAGAGCAUAUAUGCAAUUAUUUUUCCAUUGUCAAUUCAGCAGCAAAUGCAAGUGUUAGAAAGGUUAAGUGAGAAGUGUGGUUGAAUGGGAAGAAACCCAGAAACUGAAUUAUGAAGGUGCUUAUUUGUUUUCAA